AAUCGCAUCAAGUUAUUAGUCAUAGAACCUCCCAGAAGUUUCGUUUCUUUUAUUUUUCCCUCCAUAGAUCAUCAAACAACCCUACGAUCUGCUUGCCAAACCAUCAUCCAACGGUCCAAAUCAAACCCCACCUUCUUCCUCUUCUAUUUUUCACCCACCCGUUCUCUCUGCCUCCACCUCUCUCUCCUUAACUCUCCGCGUUCUCAAGAUUCUUUCAUCUCCCAUGGCCACUCUCCUUAAAACGUUGCCGUUUAAAUCCCCUCCUCCUCUAACUCCACAUGUAACGCUCAUUUCCUUAAACUCUUCGAAGCCCUUUCAUGUCUGCUUCAAACAAAGACUUCCUCGUACAACCUGUCCCCUCCGCUUCAGCUCCAUUCCCUCUCUUCGGUUCGUAAAGUUGGUUCCAUUUGCUUCAAAUGGAGGUGAAACUCAAACUACUGAUACCCAACAAGUUGUUGAAGAACCCCAAAUUGAGGACUCUUCAGAUGGUGCUGUCGCUGUUGAAGAGGAUGCUGGUGCAGAUGAGAUUAGUGAUGUUGAAGAAACACCUUCAGCCAUUGCAUCCUUGCUUCAAUCAUACAAAGAAGCUUUGGCAAGUAAUGAUGAGUCAAAAGUUGCUAACAUAGAAGCCAUUUUAAAAUCCAUUGAAGAUGAGAAAGUUGAUCUUGAAAAGAAAAUGUCUUCUUUGUUAGAAGAAUUGUCAAUAGAGAAGGAUCGGAUUCUCAGGAUUAGUGCUGACUUUGACAACUUUCGUAAGAGGACAGAGAGAGAGCGCCUUUCAUUGGUAACAAAUGCCCAAGGAGAAGUUUUGGAAAAUUUAUUGUCUGUUUUGGAUAACUUUGAGCGAGCUAAAGCCCAAAUUAAGGUUGAGACGGAGGGAGAAGAGAGGAUAAAUAACAGCUAUCAGAGCAUAUAUAAGCAGUUUAUGGAGAUUUUGGGCUCACUUGGUGUUGAACCUGUGGUAACAGUGGGAAAUCCCUUUGAUCCAAUGCUGCAUGAAGCAAUUAUGCGCGAGGAUUCCACAGAAUUUGAAGAAGGUAUCAUUCUUCAAGAAUUUCGCAAGGGGUUCAAGCUGGGAGACAGGCUGUUACGUCCAUCAAUGGUUAAAGUAUCGGCUGGUCCAGGGCCUGCAAAGCCUGAACAAGGAGAGUCAUCAGAAGCAGCAGAUGCCGGUGAUGACACCAGUGAAACUGUUGAGAGCAAUGAAACUGCUGAAAACAGUGAAACUACGGAGACCAGUCAUGGAGCAGAGUCUUCUUGAAGACUAGAUAGAGAACCUGGAUUCAGUUUUGUACAAGCAAACACAUGGUAUUAAUAUUACCUCCACUGUUAGGACUUAAAAUGGCUAAUGAGGCAAUAUCAGUGGACGAGUUAGUUGAGUGGAAUGUGCUCUGUAUCAGAUUUCAGGUAUUCUCAAACUGCAUAAGAUAAUGCUUGUACCAGGCUUUAUCUAUUA
This is a messenger RNA of Durio zibethinus, 1456 nucleotides long. RefSeq lists its product as uncharacterized. Gene Ontology annotation, biological process: protein folding. Gene Ontology annotation, cellular component: chloroplast. NCBI's taxonomy places the organism in Eukaryota, Viridiplantae, Streptophyta, Magnoliopsida, Malvales, Malvaceae. Gene Ontology annotation, molecular function: protein-folding chaperone binding; adenyl-nucleotide exchange factor activity; protein homodimerization activity. The record is from RefSeq and is a predicted model, not a curated record.